CUGUGACAGACAUAAAGAAGGAAAGUGACGGACAACACAACCUGGACGACUUUCAGCAGGAGCGGUUUAAUUUUUUGUCCUUUUUUUUUUCAACAAGAAGACAUUCAGACCUGUUUGGAGGACAGGGUCCUAAAGUCCUUUGAAUCCAGGAAAACAUGAGUUGUAUCCCAGCCUCACUCAGGUAAUAUGACUAUAUAUGGCUUAAUACUAACUAAACACAGAGACAUGUUACACAUCAACCUCUGAGGUUGUUUUGUAGUUUUCCUGAGCACUAAAAACAGAGGCACACUUACUGUUCAAGAGGUGUCUGUUAUAAAAACUAACACAACAUUAAAGGCAUACAAUAGGUGCAUCUGCUUGAAAUGCUAGAACUCUGGUGCAAUCUCUCUGAUAGACCCUACAACUUUGAUAUCAAAUAGAUAUACAUUUUAAUAACUGUAACAGGUUAGGGAAUCCUCCAUCUUUUUCCCCAUCUCCUCUGAUCCUCCCCUCCCAUCCUCUCAGUUGCGAGUCAUUUGUUGUAUAAGCUGCUGAAGUCAUUAGGUGCUUACCUACAGAUAAACCCAACUCUUUCCAUGACACCCUCCCCCUCCUAAUCCCCUCACCUGUUGUUCAUACUGCUCACUUUUGUUGUACAGGUAGCAAAACAUGCUUUUCAAUGUAAAGUACCCGCAACUUUUGGUUUCAACAGACUUUCUCAUUAAGAAACUAAAUAGUUCCUGUCAUCCUCUGUUGUCUGGCUUUCUAUCUGGGAAAGGCAGAUAGUGUCAAAGGUUCUCCAGAAGAUUCCUAGUUCCUUGGAUACGUUCGUGCUGUCAAAUAGCAUCUUUGAAAUGUGUGAAAACACAUUGGCCUGUGUGAUCACAUCAUGUGUAUGAUAGGAAAUAUCUCUACACCCUGAAGGAUGAGUGAGCUGCAGGGUUAUUAUGGACCAAGGAACUGCAAGUUUCAACUCCUCAUUUGUUUGAGUUUGACACAGCUUGUGGGAGUUACUUUUCACAAAGCUUAUGAGUCAUGAUACAUCUUGAGCUAGUCCCCACUUAGCUCCCUGUUUAACCAGGUAAGAGUAAAUAGUUUUACAUGGAUAGCUUCAACUGAACAAGCUCAAGGUUUUGGUACCAGUUUGGAUACAAAUGCAGCCCAUACUGACUUUUGUUUAAAACAAUCAUCUGUAAAAUGGACAGCUCAAACAGCUAGGUUGUGGCUGUUUUUCCCAAAACAUAAAAACAGAUUGCAGGAUCGAGAAGAAAGUCGAGCAGUGAAAUGAACUUUCUGCUCACAGGUGGGCUCAUUCUAAAGCAAUGUGGGGGUAACACAACCCGGUGUUGGUUUGUGACCAUGACUUUGAAUGAUCCAUUCAGUGAAGGCAGUAAAUAUGUCCAGGAUCACACUGUCAUCUGUGAAUCUUCUGUUAUGAAACUUCACCACAGUUUGGUGUGGAUUCCCAACACUGUAACAUUGUAUGUGUGUAUUAAAACACCGAUCAGUAACAUGGGUCUACUUUACUGUUUUGUUUUUAUUAUUAUGUAACCCUUAAUAAAAGAAAAGCUGAGGAAAAGCAGAAAGACUAAGGAAUUCUCUAUAAUAACAGAGACAAGCCUGAAAACCAAUAGUGGGAUGGGGCCAUCAGGUGGCUCUGCACAAAAACAAACACAACUGUGUAGUGGAAAUCACUUCAUGAGCUGAGAAGCACCAUCAAAAACCAUUGUCUGUGAAUGUAUUAUGUUCCAGCAUCCACAAACUCAGGUCAAAACUGCAAUAAGAGGGUCUCUAACAACAGCAUGCCUUCAGGGAACUCUUAUUUUAUGGACAUUUUUGAGGCAAGGCGUAUUCAUUUCAUCUCAUUUCAGUGACAAGGCAGAAAAAAAAUAAAAGUAACUAAAAUAGAUAAAUAAAAAGAUGAUUAUUUAUUGAUGAUCAGGAGUUGUAUAUUGUCAAAUUAGAUAUAUUGAAAUGUUUUGAUGAAAGGCAAGGGUCUCUAUAGAUCUCCAACAUUUAGAAGUUUGGAUUCGUCUUUUCUACAAAGAUGAGUCCAAAGAGUAAUAUUAACAAUAAUUACGUCUAUAAACCCAAAUUUUGUGUGUGUGUGUGUGUGUGUGUGUGUGUGUGUGUGUGUGUGUGUGUGUGUGUGUGUGUGUGUGUGUGUGUGCAGUAUGAGCACUCUUCUCAGUCAGGGAGAGUCUGAGGUGGACGGAAUUCCAGUGGAGAGAAGAGGCAGCAGAGCUUACCAGGUACAGAAAACACCUUCACUCUCUUUCUCUUAUUUAAUAUAUAUCUAUAUAAUCUCAUAUAUACAUACAUAUAUAUAUAUAUAUAUAUAUCUAUAUAUAUAUAUAUAUAUAUAUAUAUAUAUAUAUAUAUACACACACACACACAAUGUAUGCUGUCUAUUACAACUGUUGUAUUUAAAAUGCUUUCAUCAUAAUUCAUUCACAAUAAAGUUUCUUUAUUUUGUGAUGAUUCACCACUGUGGUCCUCUGUCGGUUUAGAUCUUUCCAGAGGCCAACAUGAGCGAAGAUUCAGACUCCAGCUCCUAUCCUGAAGACUUUCUGUACAGGAGGGAGCGUCUCCCCUCCAUCGUGGUGGAGCCCACAGAGCAGAGUGAGGAAAACUGGACUGCUCGAUGCGCUCAGAGCAACAACGCAGAGGAUGAAGAGGAGGAGGAGAGCAGCACAGGGGGGGCUAUAGAUGCAGAGCUGCUGGAGGACUCAGGGAUAGAGGAAUGGUAAAGAUCCCAGUCACCACUUUAUAAAGUGUUCAUGAAAGCUUCAGAAGGCUAAAAGCUGUGGGAUUUUAACAGACUGUCUGGGUUCAAUGAUGCUUUUUAAACUACAUUAGUGAGGCUAUUUAUGAUACAAGAGAACUCCUUCUGUUUCUACAAUUAGAGUUCACUGAGCGCGCCAGGGAUUAAUGAUCCUUCUUAGUAGACUUAAACUCAAAAUUGUUGAGUCAUACAGUAGUCUGCCAGGUUUGUGUGGGGACAGUUGGCAGUGGCCAACAACAAGCCCAACUAAUCUGGAACAGCCUGUACAUCCUGCUUUGGGGGAAUGUGCUGCAAAGUUAUAAAUAAUGCACAUUCAUAAACACAUGUAAAAAAUUCAAAAGAAAUGCAAUGAUGGAAACAUGCUUUAGAUGACAAAAAUUGAAGCAGAAAGAUGAAAAAAUAUCAGGAGAGAGUUCCCACACAGCAACUUUAGAAAUCAUCUAACACAAUAACUUUGCCAAAGCUAGCUGUUCACCAGAAACUUAAAAAAAUGAUAAUAGUAAUAAUUAAAAGUUGUGUUUUCCAGCUGAUAGAGCGGAUUUGUUUAUUUGUAUCACGUUUUUUUCAAUCUGUAACAUGUUUCUGUUUUUGCAUUUGAUUUGGGAUUUUGCAUCAUUUAUGAAUUUGCUGCAUGUUUUUCCUGAUAAACACUUUUUGGACUAGUUUAAAUUUCCCUUUCAAGACCAAAAAAAAAAACAGAUUAAAAAACAAAUUAGAAACAUGGCUGUUUUCUGACAUUUUUUUUUUUUUACUGCAGACAGAAAAAAAGAUAUUGUAAUGUCUGCACAUAAGUUAAUAUAUGCAUCACUGAAUUUGAAGGGAGACUGUACCUGUUUCAUCAGGUGACUCAGACAGAUCAGUGGGGUAGAAAAACUCCUUUUGAUCACCCUAACCCUUUUCUAUCUUGUUUUUUUCUCUGCUGAAGCUCCAUUUCCAGAAAGUCUUCAAUCGGACCAUCCCAGAGCCAACUGUCACUCUCUCGACUGACCCCACCAACAUCACCCACUCCCCCUGAGGCUGCCCCACCCUGUCUGAGGAGCUGAACCAGAAAAACCUAUAUGGACUAAUGAUGUUGCAGUUUACCUGAACUGUAUGUAACCUCUAAGAUGUGUUACCUCUUCACAUCUGAGCCCCUCUGUGGAGCUCUGGAUGUUGACACAUUUAAAAUAUUUGUACUAAAUGAGGUUGAUAGCUAAAAUUAAGCUAAUGUCUGUGCUGAUAUACUUUUGAGUGAUACCUCUAGCUUAAAUAGCACUUUGCUGCUACUGUUUUUUGUUUAUUUUUUCUUUCUGAGCUAAAGGUAAAUUGACCGGAUUAUGUUUUUCCUGGUUAUGCAGAUUUCAUCCUGCUGCUCGAGAGCGUUUUGUGUAAAAGUUUUACUCUGUCAUGCCUGUUUUGUUGUCACUAAGUAUUUCUCAUUACAAGAACAAAUAUUUUAAUAACAUGCUUCAGUCCAAGUUGGUCAAGGGCAGGGAUGAAAAGAGAGCUUGAGCCAGAGUGAAAUACUUAAAUUAAAGUUUACUUUGAUAGAGUUACUUAAAGUUCCUGUGAGGAACUUUCAGUUCUUGUCAGUAUUGGCGCCCCCCUGUGGACAAAGCAGUUUUUCUUUUCCUCCUCAUCUAUGUAUUUAAGCAGUGUGUUCUAACAGGAUUCUUAUCCUGCUGAUGGUCAAAUGUAUUAUUUAUUGUGAAUAUCAUAUUUUGACAUUGUCUGUGUGCAGGCAAUGUCAAAACAGGCUGUCCUAGCCUAGCCCCUCACUCCAUUUUCAAGCAUGUAAAAUCAUUAAGGGUUUCUACAUCAGUUUCAGCCUAUUUAAUUCACAUAAAAAAGUUCCUCACAGGAGCUUUAAACAGAACAAUGUCAAAAAGUCUGUUAACUACUCAAGUUCAAUUGUUUGAAUUUUGAUUAAAGUGCUAUUUUCGUUUUUAUCUUAAUUUUAUUCCUCUUUUUUUUUCAACCCAGUAAGGGGG
This is a messenger RNA of Xyrichtys novacula (pearly razorfish), 4734 nucleotides long. Lineage: Eukaryota; Metazoa; Chordata; Actinopteri; Labriformes; Labridae. The record is from the annotation of a GenBank genome assembly.